Sander lucioperca (pikeperch) is the source of this 1460-nucleotide messenger RNA. RefSeq names its product aldo-keto reductase family 7, member A3 (aflatoxin aldehyde reductase) (gene akr7a3). The record is from RefSeq and is a predicted model, not a curated record. NCBI's taxonomy places the organism in Eukaryota, Metazoa, Chordata, Actinopteri, Perciformes, Percidae. The coding region runs from base 173 to 1231 and encodes 352 amino acids. The transcript has 7 exons. Gene Ontology annotation, molecular function: oxidoreductase activity.
CACAGAAAACGAACUUUGCACUGCCUCAACUACAGCCAAGCAAAGAAGCCAAAUAUCUGUUCAGUAAAUGUAUCAAAUAUUGCUUUUUUAAAUUUGGUUAAGUAACUUUACAACACUACCUUAUCACCACUUCAAACGACCUUAAGUCGCAGGCUAGCUGCUGUACUGUAGCAUGCAGUGGGUAAAAACAGGAAGACUGUGCACAUUUAAAGAUGUGCUCACACAUUUCCCGAGAUUUGUGGCUCGUCGACACAUGUCGUUGUCUCCAACUAAACGGCCAGUUUCCUUACUGGGAACUAUGUCUUUGGGUGAACCAGCCAACGCAGAGCAGAACCUGGAGAUGGUGAAGACUUUCCUGGACAGGGGACACAGCCAUGUGGACACAGCCUUCAUGUAUGUGGAUGGGAAGUCAGAGACAGCCUUAGGGGGCAUGAAUCUUCCUAAAACAGUAAGCAUAGCAACCAAGGCCAACCCCUGGGAUGGGAAGACGCUGAAGCCAGAGAGUGUGCGCUCUCAGCUGGAAACCUCCCUUCAGAGGCUGCGGACCGAUUGUGUGGACCUUUUCUACCUUCAUGCCCCUGACCACCAGAACCCCAUCCAGGAUACCCUUAGGGCCUGUAAUGAACUGCACAAAGAGGGAAAAUUCAAGGAGUUUGGUUUAUCAAACUAUGCAUCAUGGCAAGUGGCUGAAAUUGCCAGCAUCUGCAGAAACAACAACUGGAUUGUUCCCACUGUGUAUCAGGGAAUGUACAAUGCCAUUACAAGACAGGUUGAGACAGAGUUGCUGCCAUGUCUGAGAUACUACGGAAUGAGAUUCUACGCAUACAAUCCCCUAGCAGCUGGCAUUCUAACAGGAAAGUACCAUUACCAAGACAAAGAUGUUCCCCAGCCUGUAGGACGAUUCUUUGGUAACAAAUUGGCUGCAGCAUACAGGGACAGAUACUGGAAGCAGAGUCAAUUCAAAGCAAUAGACGUGGUUCAAAAGGUCUUGGAGACCGUUUACGGCUCAGAGAAACCCACCCUGACUUCUGCUGCUAUGCGCUGGUUGUACCAUCACUCCCAACUUAAGGGUGAUCUUGGUGAUGGAGUCGUCAUUGGCAUGUCAAGUAUGGAGCAACUUCAGCAAAACCUGGCUUCUGCAGAGGAGGGUCCUCUGGAUGAAAGAGUGGUCGCUGCCUUCAAUGAGGCCUGGAAUCUCGUUGCCCACGAGUGUCCAAACUACAUCCGUUGACCAGCCAAAAUAGUCCACUGAAAUUUUAUCCAAGUUUAUAGAGAAAAGAGAUAUGCUAAAGCCCCUUUCCCUUAGUUUCAUUAGUUACUUGUACCUUUUUCCUGAAAUCACAUUUGAAAUUUGUUUUUGUUUUCUCAUAAAUGAAUUAAUUGGAGACCAGUGUAGUAAUGUGAAGAGCACUUCAUUGCAAAUGUACAAAUGUAAAAAAUAAAUAAAUAAAUUACUUUUU